CGACACACGUACGGUACGGGACGCGGCGGGUGCUAUGUUGCCGGAGUCGAGAAAGACGGUGAAAAUAAAGUCGUUCUACGUAUAUUCUGGUGCCUGGUGGCCAUUUUGCCAAAUUCAUGAACGACACCGCAGUUAAUUUUUCUUUCGUGCAUGCUUACAUACCUAGUUAGUUUGUGUUGGCCAGAGCCCAGAGGGGAGCAACGGUGAAUUGGUGACGGGUUGCAUUGGUCACCUUCUAGCGAAGACUUGGAUGGAACGCGACUAGUGGGAGCAAGCGUGCUUAGGCGUUUGUCAAAUGGCGGCAGAAACCUUGGUCGCACGGCACACGGUAGAGAGCAUUGGCUGAUGAAUUGAACCCGCUGAUGAAGACAAACACCAUUGCCCGUUGACGAGCUUGACUUGUGAGUAGAACUGUAGAAGCAACAGAGACGAGCUAGCUGGAGACCAGGAUGAAGAAAGUGGUGUCCCUAAUGGACUGAUGCAGGCAUGGCAAUUUGUAUAUAAACCAAGGCAUGUGUCAAGGAUAUCUCCCCGCAUCAAAAGCAAGUGCGCAUAACCACCACCAUGGAAGCAGCUCUGAAUCUCCUCACACAGAUCCACCUUCUCGUACUCCUUGGAUGCUCGCUACUUCUCCCUCGGCCAACUACUAGUGCCACCGCCGGCAACCACACAGCUCCCAUGCCACUUUCUUCAUGCCUACCUGACCAGGCCUCAUCGCUGCUCCGGCUGAAACGAUCGUUCGUGACAACCAACUACUCCACCGUUGCCUUCAGGUCGUGGAGGGCCGGCACGGACUGCUGCCGCUGGGCAGGAGUUCGCUGCAGCAGCAACUCCGACGACGGCGGCGGCCGUGUGACCUCCCUCGAUCUGUCCGACCAAGGGUUGGAGAGCGGGGGCCUUGAUCCUGCGAUUUUCCAUCUAUCUUCUCUGGAGCGUCUCAACCUCGCCUACAACGACUUCAACGGGUCACAGCUCCCGUCCAGCGGGUUUGAGCGCCUCGCCAACCUCACCCACCUCAACCUCUCCACAUCUAGCUUCUCCGGCCAAGUGCCGGCCAGCGGCAUCGGCGGCCUGACGAGCCUGGUCUCCCUCGACCUCUCUACCAGCUACGAGUUCUACGAUCUACUCGACGACGGCUUCCUGCUGCACAGAGACUCGAACUCGGACGCGCGGCUCACGGUCCAAAGCUUCGAGACCUUGGUCGCGAACCUGCGAAACCUAAGGGAGCUGCACCUCGGCCUCGUGGACCUCUCCAGCGACGACGACGGGGCCGGGCCGCGCUGGCGCUGGUGCAGCGUCGUGGCCGCAUCGUGCCCCGAGCUCCGGGUGCUCAGCUUGCCACGCUGCGGGCUCUCUGGCCCCAUCUGUGGCUCGCUCUCCAGCCUGCGUUCUAUCUCCGUCGUUAACCUAGAGUACAACAGACUGUCCGGCCCAUUCCCAGAUUUCUUCACCAACUCCUCCGACCUGACCGUUCUGCGGCUCAGGCGCACCGGUAUCCAGGGACGGGUGUCUCCUGCGAUCUUUCUGCACCGGAAGCUGGUGACGGUAGAUCUCUACAACAACUACGGGAUCUCUGGGUACCUGCCAGAUUUCCCGGCAGGCAGCAGCAGCAGCAGGCUGGAGAAUCUGAACGUCGGCAGGACUAGUUUCUACGGUACGAUACCGAAUUCCCUGGGCAACCUCACGUCUCUGAAGGAGCUGGGAUUUGGCGCGACCGGCUUUUCCGGGGACAUACACAUACCCUCGUCGAUCGGUGAUCUCAAAUCCUUGAACGCGCUAGAGAUCUCCGGGAUGGGAAUCGUAGGGCCCAUGCCGUCCUGGAUUGCGAACCUGACGUCUUUGACAGCUCUCCAGCUCUACGACUGUGGUUUGUCUGGACCAAUCCCUCCCUUCGUAGCCGAGCUGAGGCGUCUGAAAAGACUAGCGCUGUGUGGCUGCAGCUUCUCAGGAGAAAUACCGUCUCAUGUCAUCACAAACCUAACCCAGCUGCAGAUACUGCUGCUCUACUCAAACAACCUGGAGGGCACGCUGGAACUCCAAUCUUUUGGGAAGAAUAUGCCGUACCUCAUUGCCUUGGAUCUCUCUGACAACAACCUCCUUGUGCUUGAUGGAGAAGAAGACAACUCUUCUGCAUCGGUGUCCCUUCCCAAGCUCAAAACCUUAGUCUUGGGUGGCUGCGGCAUGUCUAAGUUCCCUGAAUUCUUGAGGCGCCAGGAUGAAAUCGAUUGGCUUGACCUCUCAUACAACCAGAUCCGUGGGGCUGUACCAGGGUGGGCGUGGGAGCUCUGGAAUGGUAUGGUGUAUCUCGUUCUGUCUAACAAUGAGUUUACUAGCGUUGGCCAUGGCCACCUCCUCCCUUUGCAGGACAUGAUCGUUCUUGAUCUCAGCAACAACUUGUUCGAGGGGACCAUACCUAUACCUCAGGGCUCCGCAGACGCACUCGAUUACUCGAACAACAUGUUCUCGUCUGUACCUGCUCAUCUCAGCUCACAUCUCGACGACGUUGCCCUCUUCUUGGCGCCAGGAAACCGCCUGUCUGGGAAUCUUUCGGCGUCUUUCUGUGGUGGUGGAACGAGCAUACUGCUCCUUGAUCUCUCCUACAACGACUUCAGCGGCUCCAUCCCUUCCUGUCUGAUGGAGAACGUUAACGGGAUGCAGUCGCUGAAUUUAAGAAAGAACCGACUCCACGGGGAGAUCCCGGACAGCAGCAAGGAGGGCUGCUCGUUUGAGGCGUUGGACUUCAGCGGCAACCAGAUCCAAGGACGGCUACCGAGAUCUAUGGCCAGCUGCGAGAACCUGGAGGUGCUUGACGUUGGAAACAACCAGAUCAGUGACGCAUUUCCAUGCUGGAUGAGCGAGCUUCCCAGGCUGCAGGUCCUUGUCCUGAAAAGCAACAGGUUCUUUGGGCAGGUCUCCGAACCAGUUCUGCAAGAGAAGAAGCAGAGCUACUCCUGCGCGUUCCCUAGCGCAUCGAUCGUCGAUCUGUCUUCGAACAGCUUCUCUGGCCCACUGCCGGAAGGCCGAUGGUUCAAGAACCUAAGGUCGAUGGUACUCACGGACCCGAGCAAGCCGUUGGUCAUGGAUCAUGAGGUGCCCGGAGUGACAAGAACGUAUAGGUACACCACUGCAGUCACGUACAAGGGGCAUGACACCAGCUUCGCUGAGAUACUGACAGCGUUGGUGUUCAUCGACUUCUCCAACAACACGUUCAGCGGUAGCAUCCCGGUAGCUAUUGGGGAGCUUGGUCUGCUACACGGGCUCAAUGUCUCGCACAACUUCCUCACCGGGCAGAUCCCACCUCAGCUCGGCCAUCUGAGCAGGCUCGAAGCUCUGGACCUGUCCUUCAAUGGGCUCUCUGGAGAGAUCCCAAAGGAGCUGGCGUCGUUGGACUCCCUCACGACGCUGAACUUGUCUGACAACAGGCUCGUAGGAAGCAUACCUGCGUCGCCUCACUUCUCGACGUUCUCCAGCUCGUCGUUCCAAGGAAACGACGGCCUUUGCGGGCCUCCGCUGUCCAAGGCGUGCAACGACAACGUAACGCAGGUAGACGCGGUGCGUUCCGAGAAGAGAUCUGUGGACUUCGUGCUGUUCCUCUUUGUUGGAGUAGGGUUUGGCUUUGGGUUCGCGGUUGCAGUCGUUGUUGCUUGGGGAAUCCCCGUUAGGAAACCGUGUUGAAAAACACAGCAUGCGCUGAAAGAUGUGCUUUCCACGUUCCAAAUUAUAAAUCAUUUUAGUUUUUUCUAAAUGCAUAUAACUACUUGCAUAACGAAAACUAUAUGUCUCGCAAAUCCCAAAUCACAUAAAUUUUGAAAUGGAGGGAUUACAUGCAGGUAUAUCAAGGCAGUCUUGCAAACCUUAAUUCUAAUUUUCCUUGAGAUUGUGAAGUGCUAUUGAUCCCUAACACUAGCACUAUCCCAAGCCUUUAUUUAGGGAAAAAAA
Messenger RNA from Zea mays, 3939 nucleotides. RefSeq lists its product as uncharacterized. NCBI's taxonomy places the organism in Eukaryota, Viridiplantae, Streptophyta, Magnoliopsida, Poales, Poaceae. Bases 565 to 3675 code for a protein of 1036 amino acids. The transcript has a single exon. The record is from RefSeq and is a predicted model, not a curated record. Gene Ontology annotation, molecular function: protein binding.